Molecule: messenger RNA, 2082 nt
Organism: Acanthosepion pharaonis
Lineage: Eukaryota; Metazoa; Mollusca; Cephalopoda; Sepiida; Sepiidae
Source: the annotation of a GenBank genome assembly
AUGCCAGAUUUUAUCAUUUAUUUGCUUGAGUCUUUCCGUCUUGAUAACUGCCUGGUUUCUUUGUAUCUCGCUCGACUUACUUUCUUCGAAACAAAACCAAAGACUUUCUCUCCAUAUCCCGAUCAGCUCUCGCCUUUUCCAUUCACCCUUAGGAUAACUGCCUGGUUUUUCUUUGUAUCUCGCUCGACUUACUUUCUUCGAAACAAAACCAAAGACUUUCUCUCCAUAUCCCGAUCAGCUAGGGGUCGCCUUUUCCAUUCACCCUGCAUUUUCUUCGAAAACAAAACCAAAGACUUUCUCUCCAGGGUCGGCAAGGCUAAAUAUGUUGAGACUUUGCUAUCUCGUUUCCAUCUAUAUGUUGAGAUAACUGCCUGGUUUCUUUUGUAUCUCGCUCGACUUACUUUCUUCGAAACAAAACCAAAGACUUUUCUCCAUAUCCCGAUCAGCUCUCGCCUUUUCCAUUCACCCUUAGGGUCGGCAAGGCUAAAACCUACUUUGCUAUCUGUUCCAUCUAUAUAUAACUGCCUGGUUUCUUUGUAUCUCGCUCGACUUACUUUCUUCGAAACAAAACCAAAGACUUUCUCUCCAUAUCCCGAUCAGCUCUCGCCUUUUCCAUUCACCCUUAGGGUCGGCAAGGCUAAAACCUACUUUUGCUAUCUGUUCCAUCUAUAUGUUGAGAUAACUGCCUGGUUUCUUUGUAUCUCGCUCGACUUACUUUCUUCGAAACAAAACCAAAGACUUUCUCCAUAUCCCGAUCAGCUCUCGCCUUUUCCAUUCACCCUUAGGGUCGGCAAGGCCUGGUUACUUUGCUAUCUGUUCCAUCUAUAUGUUGAGAUAACUGCCUGGUUUCUUUGUAUCUCGCUCGACUUACUUUCUUCGAAACAAAACCAAAGACUUUCUCUCCAUAUCCCGAUCAGCUCUCGCCUUUUCCAUUCACCCUUAGGGGUCGGCAAGGCUAAAACCUACUUUUGCUAUCUGUUCCAUCUAUAUGUUGAGAUAACUGCCUGGUUUCUUUGUAUCUCGCUCGACUUACUUUCUUCGAAACAAAACCAAAGACUUUCUCUCCAUAUCCCGAUCAGCUCUCGCCUUUUCCAUUCACCCUUAGGGGUCGGCAAGGCUAAAACCUACUUUUUGCUAUAUCUGUUCCAUCUAUAUGUUGAGAUAACUGCCUGGUUUCUUUGUAUCUCGCUCGACUUACUUUCUUCGAAACAAAACCAAAGACUUUCUCUCCAUAUCCCGAUCAGCUCUCGCCUUUUCCAUUCACCCUUAGGGGUCAGCAAGGCUAAAACCAAAGACUUCAGCUAUCUGUUCCAUCUAUAUGUUGAGAUAACUGCCUGGUUUCUUUGUAUCUCGCUCGACUUACUUUCUUCGAAACAAAACCAAAGACUUUCUCUCCAUAUCCCGAUCAGCUCUCGCCUUUUCCAUUCACCCUUAGGGGUCGGCAAGGCUAAAACCUACUUUGCUAUCUGCUUCCAUCUAUAUGUUGAGAUAACUGCCUGGUUUCUUUGUAUCUCGCUCGACUUACUUUCUUCGAAACAAAACCAAAGACUUUCUCUCCAUAUCCCGAUCAGCUCUCGCCUUUUCCAUUCACCUUUAGGCUCAGCUCUUUUCCAUUUCACCUUAGGGUCGGCAAGGCUAAAACCUACUUUGCUUUUAUCUCUGUUCCAUCUAUAUGUUGAGAUAACUGCCUGGUUUCUUUGUAUCUCGCUCGACUUACUUUCUUCGAAACAAAACCAAAGACUUUCUCUCCAUAUCCCGAUCAGCUCUCGCCUUUUCCAUUCACCUUUAGGGGAAACAAAACCAAGACUUACUUUCUUCGAAACAAAAACCAAAGACUUUCUCUCCAUAUCCCGAUCAGCUCGCCUUUUUCCAUUCACCCUUAGGGUCGCUUCUUCUUCUUCUUCUUCUUCUUCACAUUUCCUCCUCCAUUUUCCAUUGAUGACUCCUUCUUUGUUGAACGUCUUCUUCUUUUUCUUCUUCAUCUUCACAUUUCCUCCUUCAUUUUUCAUUGAUGACUCCUUCUUUGUUGAACGUCUUCUUCUUUUUCUUCUUCUUCACAUUUCCUCCUUCAUUUUUCAUUGA